Colletotrichum orchidophilum is the source of this 1203-nucleotide messenger RNA. RefSeq lists its product as uncharacterized. The record is from RefSeq and is a predicted model, not a curated record. The transcript has 4 exons. NCBI's taxonomy places the organism in Eukaryota, Fungi, Ascomycota, Sordariomycetes, Glomerellales, Glomerellaceae. Bases 1 to 1203 code for a protein of 400 amino acids. Gene Ontology annotation, cellular component: cytosol; centrosome; nucleoplasm.
AUGCUCUCUGGCGUAGUCAAGGCUAUGCAGCAGGCUGACUUGGGCUCUGUUGAGUUCAACGUCGAUAGAGGUUUGCCGGAACGAUACACUCUUGCCGACCUCACACAGGAUUUCUUAGAAGGCAAUAUUUUGCCACAACUCGACGCUCUCAGUGCUCUUUCGCUCUGUCUUAGGAACACUGAGCGCAUCGAUCAAGAAUCACAAGACCAAGCAUCCAUCCAACAUCUGUCUAGCCAGACAUUGGGACUCCUGAGCCACUCCUCUGGCUCGCUGUUAAACAUCGACCCAGCUUCAGCGGAGCAAGCAUUGGAUGUCUUGAAGAUUCUUGUCCUCGGGUUUUCUCUAGUACUCGGUGACCAGAACUUGAUUGUCGUCGCCGCGUACACCGACUGCCGGGAAGCCUGGACGACCGUCAAUGCAGAGCUUUACGCCAGAGAGAUUUUGGGGCACUCUAUGGACAGUGACCAAAAGCAUGCGUUCAUUAAUUCGGCGGUAUUAGAGCGCUUCAUUCGGCCCAUCUUCUCUCGAACUUGCUCUAGCCGCAUCACUUCCACUGGUAGGAAAGCUCAUUUCGCCGACGACAGUCAGGACGGCUUUGCUUCGAACGUCAUCUCAGUCACCGAUGACGCGAGGCUUUGGAAAACCACUCAAACUCAUGCCGUUACGGUAUUUUCUUGGGCCGUGGAGCAAUGCGAUGAUGCGCUUGCCGGUAAAAGCUGGCCAAUGUUUACUCCAGUUCUCCUCGCUCUCCUGGACGACCCAGAUACAAAGUUCAAAGCAAAGGGUCUCAGUGUUUUGAGUGACUUUCUCGCCAAAUGCCCAGCUAAGGUCCUCGUUGAAACUGGUCUGGGAAGCAUUUUUGAACAGUCUCUCUUCCCCUGCCUUCUCUCCCUGCCAACUCUGACGCCCGAGAAAGAGUCCCUCCAACUGCUUGGUCCCGCAUAUAGUGCAAUCAUCCAGCUGGCCAAAAUGCAGUUUCCUGAAGCGAAGGCAAGAGACAAGAAGAAUAAGCUUCUCACUCGUUUACUUAGGGAGGGAAUCCUCCCGGGCUACUGGCAAUCGUCAGAGUAUGUUGAAAUCGUUGAACUACUUGCUCGACAAACGAUUUCCAUUGUCAACGAACUCGGCUUCUUUGCCACGACGCAUUUGAAGGCAAUUCCACAGGUCUUCAGCGUGAUCACUCAACUGCUAACUUUUGCAUAG